Messenger RNA from Penicillium taxi, 1917 nucleotides. RefSeq lists its product as uncharacterized. Lineage: Eukaryota; Fungi; Ascomycota; Eurotiomycetes; Eurotiales; Aspergillaceae. The record is from RefSeq and is a predicted model, not a curated record. The transcript is spliced from 3 exons. Bases 1 to 1917 code for a protein of 638 amino acids.
AUGGCGAUGAAUCUGAUCUUCAUAAUAACUGCUGCUGGAAUGGCGACUCGCUAUGAUAACAACGCUUGGGGAGAUUCCGCAGUAAUUUAUCAAGGCAAUUGCGGCACCGUCAAACGAUGGGACCUUGGAUUGCACUUGAUUAUUAACGUUCUGAGCACGUUGCUUCUGGCUGCCAGCAAUUACUGCAUGCAAACACUGGUAGCUCCAACACGAGAAGAAGUAGACAAGGCUCAUGCGCGUGGCAAAUGGCUGGACAUCGGAGGUGCUAGUAUAAAGAACCUUCGUGCGAUCGGGAGAGAUCGACUUUGGCUCUGGAUUACAUUGAUGCUAACAGCAACGCCCUUUCACCUAAUGUAUAACUCUAUAGUCUUCGGGUCGUUGUCCGAAGAUAUCGUUGAAACCUUUGUCGCACCGAAAGAUCUGAAUUCCUCCAACGUAUAUUCUCUUACUAGUCCAGCGCUUGAUAAAUGCUUUGCGAUUUGGAAAGACAUAAUUCCUAUAAUUGCAAGUGGGAUUUACGAACGACAUGACUGGGCCGCAUGUUCUUCUGUCGGUAGCUGGAAUUCUACUUAUUCCGUACUUAUUAUCCUUGCUGAGAAUUUAACCGUGAGUGACGGGGGAAAUUCAUCGAUUCUGAACACACCGGGACCUUACCUUGGGAACCACAUCGUUGAAGCUGCUCCCUUUUUCAAUGAAAGUGCAGGGGUUGGUGCUUCUACACAAUGCCAAGAUAUAUACUUCUCGGCGGUAUCUGAUUAUACGGCCAAUGAAUGCCUGAUUAUCAAAGAUCCAGGACAUUGUCAAUUACUGUACAGCCCACCUAUAUGCCUUGCAAUUGCGCUUGCCAUAUUUGUGAAGGUCUCUGCCAUGUUUCUGGCUGCUCGGAUAGGCCGCAACAGAUCGCCGCCUCUUCUCACUGUUGGAGAUGCCAUAUCAUCAUUCCUAUCAAAGCCUGAUUACACUACAAAAGACAUAUGUUGGCUGUCAAGCAAAGAUGCCCGUAAUGGAACUUGGAGUGGACCGCGUGAAGAGAACACCACUCCCAUUUAUAAUUCACUCUCAAAGCCGCAACUCUGGUUGCAGGCGACAACUUGUUGGAGAUGGAUUGCAACUCUUUUCUUAUGGCUUUCAACCCUUUUCGCGGGAAUCGCUCUGUUUUUCAUUAGUGUUCGUGCAGCCUACACAUGGAGUGGAAAUUGGAUUUCAGCAAAUCAGCUCAAAAAUCUUUUCUCAUCAAAUGUGAAUUUAGACGAUUAUCAAGAAGUCUUCGGAAUUCCUAUCCAAGGGAUGUUACAGUCUGUUGUACUUGCCAACGUACCGCAGCUUGUGGUAACCAUGUGCUACUACUGUUAUAACGCGGUACUUACCAGUAUGCUAGCUGCUACUGAGUAUAGCACCUAUGGAAUCGAACGCAAGGCGCUUCGUGUCACUUGGCCUAUUAAGGAAAGCCAGCAGCGAUCGACAUACUAUCUCAGCAUUCCGUAUCGCUACGGUGUGCCUGUCCUUUUCCUAUAUAUGACCCUCCACUGGACAAUUUCUCAAUCUAUCUUCUACCUGGCAAUAGAUUUUUACGAAGUGGGCAAAGAGUCCAAAGACGGUAGACUUGGUUUCUCCCCUAUUUUCAUUCUCUUAUCCAUCUUGGUCGGGGCUGUCAUGAUACUUACAUUGUGCAUAUUGGCAUUCAAGCGACUCAAGUCAAAUGUGCCAUUAGCUGGGUCUUGUUCCGCUGCCAUCAGUGCCGCCUGCCAUGCACCAACCCAGGAGGACUCGGAUACUGCAAUCCGGAGCAAAGUGAAGUGGGGUCAGACAACCGGUCUGCCGUUCGGGUUUAUCGACUCUGAGGGAGGUGAGAAGGGACAUUGCAGCUUUACAUCAUUAGAUACCGUGAAGCCCACCCUGACUAAACUAUACGCUUGA